This is a messenger RNA of Dromaius novaehollandiae (emu), 1610 nucleotides long. It is a transcript of the gene CCDC24, whose product is annotated as coiled-coil domain containing 24. The record is from RefSeq and is a predicted model, not a curated record. The transcript is spliced from 8 exons. NCBI's taxonomy places the organism in Eukaryota, Metazoa, Chordata, Aves, Casuariiformes, Dromaiidae. The coding region runs from base 149 to 1207 and encodes 352 amino acids.
AUCGUUUGGGGCUGGAGCGGGCUGGGGGGCAGUACAAGCUCCAGCUGGGGCGUGUGGGGAGGGUGAGUCGCAGCUGCCUGAGGGGUGCAGCAGGCUCCCCCCCCCACUGCCCUGACCCCUUGCUGCCCCACAGCCGUGGGGCUGCCCCAUGCUGCCGUGCCAGGGGACCCUGGGGCAGCCCUCGCUGUGGGGGCUGCUGGAGGUGCGGGUGCCCCCUGGGGAGCGCCUGGCCGUGCGGCACAUGCUGGGCGAGGAGGCCGUGGAGCGCAGCCUGGAGCUGCACGCCGAGGUGGCAGUCCUGCAGGAGCUGUGGCAGGAGCGUCGCGCCACCAGCCCGGGGGCCGGCUCGCAGGCCCUGCUGGCUGCACCCCCCCAGCUCAGGGAGCUGGUGCGUGGGGAGAUCCGGCUGCUGCUGCUCAGCCUCCAGCAACGGGCGGCCCAGGAAGGCAGGGAUGGAGGCAGGGCUGUGGCCAGGUACAGCCCCCACGUGGUCAGCUUUGCCAUGGAGGGGACUGCAGGAAGGCGGCAUGACAUACUCCCACAGGACAUCACUGCUCCCAGCUCGGCCUCAGAGCUGGCCCAGCGCCUGGACUCCUUCAGAGACAAGCUGAACAUCACCCACCUGCCCCAGGUGCUGCCCCAGCUCUGGUCCAUGCUGGAAGAGGAGUGCCGUGACCUGGAGAAACACAUCACCCACCUCCAGCGCUGCCUGGAGGAGGAACACUGGGCUGCCAUGGGGCCACCGGCACCGGAGCCUACCCUGGCAGAGCUGCAAGACCAGAGGAGAGCCAUGGAGCAGGACCUGCAGCUGGGCCCCUGGCCCCUGCGCCCCAGCCUCUCCCCGGAGGUGAAGAGCCCUGAGCAGCCACCCAGAUCCCUGCUGUGCCCAGGCAGCCCCUCGGGAGCUGCAGCAGGACCUGGCACUCUGUCCCCAUUGGGACCUGGCGCACCAGCCCCACAGAGCCCUGCAGAGGGUUCGGGUUCCCGCACGUGGGGUCGGUCAGCCAACCGUGCCACCCGUCAGGACCCGGCCGCGCUGUCCUCUCAGAGCCCUGCCUGGCCUCCUGCCUGUCUGCGCUCGCUCCUCCAGCCAGGGGCUGUGGGGCAUGGCCCCCCCUUCCUGCCCUCCCCACCCUCGGUGCUGCCCCCUCCUCGCUCAGCCCUGGGGCGGCACUGGAGGCUCCUGCCCUGCAAAGGGCCCAGCUAGGGCAAGAUGCCCAGCGCAUGCAUGGGGAAAGGCCAGCUGCCCUCUGCUCUGUGGGCUGCUUGCUGAACCCCUGCAGGGACAACCUUCUUCCCCAGCAAGACAAGCCCCUGUCCCCCAUGUGCUGGCUUAGCCCUGGGCUGGAUUUUAUAGGUCUGAACAGGGCAAGGGCUGCCGGCCACAGAGUGGGGGCAAGGGCAGGAGCUAGGGCCUGGAGCAUUCCCUGGGGCCCAUUCUGGCCACUUAGUGCCAGUGCUGAGCAUCCAAAGGGGAAAGAGUGCACCCAAGGGAAAUAGCCCCCCACCCCAUCCCCUCUGAACCCCCCCUAGCUCCCAAAGAAAGACACAGCGCGACACAGACUCAGGAAUAUAAAUCUCAUUAAAGUCUAGGAUACUUUAGAACUCUA